Molecule: messenger RNA, 1241 nt
Organism: Aspergillus alliaceus
Lineage: Eukaryota; Fungi; Ascomycota; Eurotiomycetes; Eurotiales; Aspergillaceae
Product: ER lumen protein retaining receptor-domain-containing protein
Exons: 6
Coding region: 201-842 (213 amino acids)
Biological process (GO): protein retention in ER lumen; endoplasmic reticulum to Golgi vesicle-mediated transport
Cellular component (GO): membrane; endoplasmic reticulum; cis-Golgi network
Molecular function (GO): ER lumen protein retrieval receptor activity
Source: RefSeq, a predicted model, not a curated record
GUGGCUUCGUGUCAACAUUGUUCAGGCCUUUGUGCUCCGUACCAACAGGGAGAUUUACUGGUUUGCGCAAAUAUUCCAUGGCGAUUGAUUAUUGGGAAUCCUUGAACUGCUAUUAAUCAUUCUUCACAUUUGCUCGAUAAAAUACUUGCCAACUCCGAUCAACCCAUACCGUACUUUGCUCAAGUCAAUAAACCUCCAUCAUGAAUCCCUUCAGGCUACUGGCCGAUUUUUCGCACCUUGCGUCCAUCUUUAUUCUUCUACAUAAGAUGAAGUCAUCUAGCAGCUGUUCUGGACUGUCAUUCAAAUCACAGGCUCUGUAUUUGAUGGUGUUUGUGACACGGUAUCUUGAUCUCUUCUGGUCCUUUUCCGACUCCCUAUACAAUACGACUUUCAAAAUCACCUUCAUUGGCUCAUCAGCUUAUAUUAUCUACCUCAUGCUCAAUGACUAUAAACCAACGCAUGAUCCCAAUGUCGACACCUUCAAAGUCCAAUAUCUCCUCGGGCUCAGUGCCUUGCUAGCUCUUUUCUUUCCUCACGACUAUAGCAUUUCAGAAAUUCUCUGGACAUUCUCGAUUUGGCUCGAAUCUGUCGCUAUCCUCCCUCAGCUCUUCAUGCUUCAACGUACUGGUGAGGCGGACACUAUCACGACGCACUAUCUCUUUGCAUUAGGUCUAUACCGAGCCCUCUACAUACCAAAUUGGAUCUAUCGCUACUUUACGGAAGGCUACUUUCAGCCUGUUCCCGUCUUAGCAGGCAUUGUUCAAACACUCUUAUAUUCGGAUUUCUUCUAUAUUUAUUAUACCAAGGUUAUGAAAGGAAAGAAGUUUUCGCUUCCAGUUUGAUCAAUAUUAUAAAAGCAGAUUUCUUCAGUUACAUACAGGAUUUGGAGGUAGUGGUUGCAAACGAUGAGAAAACCUUUUGUGACCUUAUCAUGGCUAUAUCGUGUAUUCCAGAACACUUUAAAAAUGUCGUAUCUGUUUAACUAUGGAUAGAUUUUGCUUGUACAUUCGGGGCGUCGCACACCUCCAGCCGUCUAAAUCAUUCUGUCUGGAGAUGCCGAUCAAGCAAUGUGUUUGUUGCAUUUGAGAACGUGGUCAGGGAUUGUAUUCAAAGGGUAUCUUUGAUGCACUCUUGAUCUGGCACCUCAGUUGGCUAGCAUAAGGUAUCAGGCGAGCUAAGUACCUUACGCAUAAGAUAACCCUAUUAUCAGUUUUACUAGGUUGCCGUGACUUGAUAUAAAA